Molecule: messenger RNA, 1408 nt
Organism: Annulohypoxylon maeteangense
Lineage: Eukaryota; Fungi; Ascomycota; Sordariomycetes; Xylariales; Hypoxylaceae
Exons: 3
Coding region: 348-1214 (288 amino acids)
Source: RefSeq, a predicted model, not a curated record
AGAAAAUAUAAGCAAAAUAGGAAGUGAAAGGUCAUUAGUGGCAACCUGAAAAGCAGCCCGUCGGGGUUACCUAGGAGGAAACCAAACAACGACUCAGCGAGGCUGAUGCUCGCUCUUUGGUGACCAUCGAUAUCGAGAAGUGUCACUUUCAAACUCAGGUAACAAUCCAACAAACAUGUAGUUACCUACUGGUCUAGUAUCUACACUUAGGUAUAUUAGGCGUCGUGAUGGCCUCUUGUUGUAGCGAGAAGUGUGAUCUCAGACUGAACUCUGUUUUCUAACUGUCUAUCUACACUACCUCUCACCCACUUCAUAUUCUACUUCAAAACAUCAACCCAAACACCAUAAUGCCCGCAGUAGCAGCUAUCGUGAACCAGGCCGUGGCCGGCGACAAGAACAUCAACCUGUUCUACAACACCGCAGACGCCCAGCUCGGCAUGGCCUUCAAGAACGGCACCAACGUCGACGACCCGCAAUCUGCCUGGGCUGCCGACGCAACCGACUACAAAGGCUACAUCUUCAACCCUUCCACCAUCGCCUCCGACUACUACCGCGGCAACCAGCUCGUCAUCGGCGUCACUGAGCCCAGGGUCGAAGAGGGCAAGCCGACGACCAACCAGAUCUCAUUGCUCUCACCCAUCUACAGAAAACUAGCUAUGACCGCGCUGCAGAACAAGAACGUCAGUAUGUGCUCGUCUGGAAACAGCGCUUGGGUGUACUACUUAGACGGAUCCGCGCCGGGCCAGAUGCGCCUGAAGGAAUACAACGUCGAGAACGGCAACGUCUCAACUUUCCUCCAGAACCAGGACGUCACUCUCAACUGCUCGCUGGCCGCUUGGUACAACCCGACGACGUACGAGCGCCUGGUCAUCUACCAGGAGAUGGUGGAGGGGCACCUGAAGGAAUUCAACACCGUCACGAGGCAAUCCUGGGACAUCGACGGAACCGACAACGCGAAAGACCUAGCGAGCAUGGCCAUCUCGUACACGAACGGCAAAGCGUACCUGUACUACGUCGACAGCAACGACAACAUCCAUCGCGUCAUCAAGGAUGAGAGCGGGUGGGGCGAGCCGCGCACCGUGGCUGGUAUCCCGAAGGUCGGCACCAGCCAGAUCACCGUGGUGGCGGCGAAUAGCUAUAACCAUAUUUUCUAUAAGUCGCAGGAGAGCACUAUGGAGGAUGACUUCUUCCAUGCUCAUGACCCCGUUCAGUAGGUUGGUGGUGAGAUGUGAUGUCGAGGGGACGGGUAAGCGGAGAGGAGAGGAGAGUGAGUUUGGAAUUGUGUUUUAUGUAGGUAGCAUGUAUCUUUUACCAGAUCAAAUCCCGAAAUGCACCUAAAAUUCCGGUGUCUAUGAAUCUAUGAUUGUCUCGGGUCGCUGCGUUAAACCGAGUCGUCUUUUGUACGAUG